AUGAGAGACUUUUUGGAUGACUUCGAGUCACAUCCGUCUUAUUACAGACGAAUCGAAACUACUGUCAUAUUAGAAGACGGAUCACAAAUGAAUCCAUGGAUUUAUUUCCUAUUAGACUUCAAACCAGAACUUUUAGAUUUAGUCACUUAUGAAGACUAUAACAGUUAUGGAGACCACGGCUUACCAUAUGUCGAAAGGGAGAAAGGAAUCGCAGAAUUUGUAGGAAAGGGUCAAACAGUGGAUAAGUGGCCGCUUGUCAUCUCAUCCAAGUAUAACAUACCAUAUCUAUUAAAUAAAAAGGAUUUCGGAAAAAGAAUUUGCGGAGAGAUAUAUUCAGUUGACGAUAAAAUGAGAGACUUUUUGGAUGAUUUCGAGUCACAUCCGUCUUAUUACAGACGAAUCGAAACUACUGUCAUAUUAGAAGACGGAUCACAAAUGAAUCCAUGGAUGUAUUUCCUAUUAGACUUCAAACCAGAACUUUUAGAUUUAGUCACUUAUGAAGACUAUAACAGUUAUGGAGACCACGGCUUACCAUAUGUCGAAAGUGAACAGACAUCGAGUAUUGACGACAUGAAUGGGUGAAAGUAUGUGUUAAGCCUUUGAUCCUAAUUCCGUCACAAAUACCACC
Messenger RNA from Medioppia subpectinata, 628 nucleotides. NCBI's taxonomy places the organism in Eukaryota, Metazoa, Arthropoda, Arachnida, Sarcoptiformes, Oppiidae. The record is from the annotation of a GenBank genome assembly.